Molecule: messenger RNA, 744 nt
Organism: Balaenoptera acutorostrata (minke whale)
Lineage: Eukaryota; Metazoa; Chordata; Mammalia; Artiodactyla; Balaenopteridae
Gene: RARRES2
Product: retinoic acid receptor responder 2
Exons: 6
Coding region: 124-615 (163 amino acids)
Biological process (GO): inflammatory response; regulation of lipid catabolic process
Molecular function (GO): signaling receptor binding
Source: RefSeq, a predicted model, not a curated record
GGGGUGCCGGGAAGAGGCUGACAGCCUGGCCAGGAGUCGGCCUCGGCCUUGGCCUCGGGAGGGGAAGCGUAGGAGAGACCCCAAGGCACAAGAAAGGAGGGUCAGGGUGACUCACGCGAAGCCAUGAGGCAGGUGCUGCUCUCGCUGGCCCUGUGGCUGGGCGCGAUGGGCCUGGGCAGGGCUGAGCUCACGGUGGCCCAGCACCGGGGCCUGCAGGUGGCCCUGGAGGAGUUCCACAAGCAUCCGCCCGUGCAGUGGGCCUUCCGGGAGACCAGUGUGGACAGUGCCAUGGACACGCCCUUCCCGGCCGGGACCUUUGUGAGGCUGGAGUUUAAGCUCCAGCAGACGAACUGCCGGAAGAAGGACUGGAAGAAAGCCGAGUGCAAGGUCAAGCCCAGCGGGAGAAAGCGGAAAUGCCUGGCCUGCAUCAAGCUGGACUCUGAAGAUAAAGUCCUGGGCCGGAUGGUCCACUGCCCCAUAGAGACCCAGGUUCAACGGGAGCUGGAGGAGCGCCAGGAGGCCCAGUGCAGCAGGGUGGAGCACGCCGGCGAGGACCCUCACAGCCACUACUUCCCUGGGCAGUUCGCCUUCUUCAAAGCCUUGCCCCCCAGCUGAGGCCUGACUGAAUCUCACCCGGCUUCCUGGAAGCAGCGUGAGGGAGGUAACAAGUGAAAGCCCGCCCUCCCUUCUCUGCGCCUAGGGAGGACUGUCCCAUAGUCCCUAAUAAAAGUGCUCUAGAGCUGC